AUACUUGGAAGAAUGGAAGGUCGGAUAGUUGACAAAGUUGUCGUUUUUGGAAAAUAAAGAAUAUCCACGAAUGUCGGUCCGGGUUAUAUCGGAUCCUGUCUAUUUCAAACAUCCCCCAAAAUUCCUUACACAAUUGCAGGUCAGGGUUCCAUAAAUUCUCGAAAAUUUAAUCUACUUUGUAUACUCACCACGAUCAUCAAUUCAUCAUCAAACUAGUUGUCGAAAAAAAUGGAGGAACAGUUCAUACUGAGAGUGCCACCGUCUGUCGCAGAGCGUAUAAAUCGUCUUUUAGAUGAGAGCACAUCGGACGACAAGUCACUUGAUUUGUCUUUCUCUGAUGAUGGGAGGAGUGGCACAUUCGCAAUAGGUGAUGACCAUUUUUCUGCGUCUCUCUUGGACCUUCCUUGCAUCGUGGAAUCUUAUAAGACUUAUGAUGACAGUGUUCUGAUCAAAACUGCAGACGUUGGCCAAAUGAUUAUGGUCAGAGAUGAGGGUGAUCCUGCUCCAGAUGUGGUGGAUUAUCGCCAUGGUCUUACCCCACCAAUGAGAGAUGCUCGGAGACGAAGAUUUAGGAGGGAACCUGAUCUAAAUCCUGAACUUGUCCGGCGAGUUGAGAAAGAUCUGCUGAACAUCAUGAAUGGCCGAACAGCUGAAAAUUUUGAUAAGGAAAUGGCUGGGCAAGAGGAAGGUGGUGAUGAGAGUGCUCGCAAUGACAAGACAAAUUCAGCACCAGCACCAGCACCCGCUGCAAAACCUGGUGUUUCAGAGGCUGGAACAAAUGCUGCAGAGCCCGAGAGAAGUGAUACUGACGAGUCUGAUGAUUCAAUGUAACAUGUACAUGUAUCUAUGUCAAUACGCGUGUAUAUAAACACACUAAACCUGCACAUUGAAUAAAAUUUAUGUAAUAUCGUGGUCUGCGGCGUCAA
Erigeron canadensis is the source of this 926-nucleotide messenger RNA. RefSeq names its product transcription initiation factor TFIID subunit 7-like. Gene Ontology annotation, molecular function: RNA polymerase II general transcription initiation factor activity. The coding region runs from base 229 to 831 and encodes 200 amino acids. Gene Ontology annotation, biological process: RNA polymerase II preinitiation complex assembly; transcription initiation at RNA polymerase II promoter. Gene Ontology annotation, cellular component: transcription factor TFIID complex. The record is from RefSeq and is a predicted model, not a curated record. Lineage: Eukaryota; Viridiplantae; Streptophyta; Magnoliopsida; Asterales; Asteraceae. The transcript is spliced from 6 exons.